AUGGAGGAAUAUGAGGAGCGAAAUUUGGAUCAAACAAUGGAUAGUUUGCAAAAUGGGGAUAACGUCAAUGUCACCAGCGCAUUUAAGCUAGAUUUCAAAAAUUGGACUCUGCCGCGAGAUCGAUGGGAUUUUGAAAUCGCCAUUAUAUGCGCACUACCCCUAGAGGCCAGCGUUGUUGGUGCGCUAUUUGACAGGCAAUAUGAUGACAGAAUAUAUGGAAAGGCACCAGGAGACACAAAUGCCUACUCCACUGGGGUGAUCGGUUACCAUAAUGUUGUUUUGGUCCAUAUGCCAAACAUGGGAAAGGUUGCCGCUGCGACCGCGGCCGGGUAUCUUCGCGCCAGUUUCGAGGGGAUCCAACUCGCUCUGGUGGUCGGCAUAUGUGGAGGAGCUCCGUUUGGGAAGGAGCGAAAGGAGGAAGUCGCACCGACCCUGAACAGCAGAAUUCUUUUGGAGAAACGCCAAUGUUAUGGGCUGCGCAGUAUGGGGACGAGGAGGCAGUGA
Messenger RNA from Aspergillus wentii DTO 134E9, 504 nucleotides. RefSeq lists its product as uncharacterized. Gene Ontology annotation, molecular function: catalytic activity. Gene Ontology annotation, biological process: nucleoside metabolic process. Lineage: Eukaryota; Fungi; Ascomycota; Eurotiomycetes; Eurotiales; Aspergillaceae. The record is from RefSeq and is a predicted model, not a curated record. The coding region runs from base 1 to 504 and encodes 167 amino acids. The transcript has a single exon.